Apis dorsata (giant honeybee) is the source of this 1308-nucleotide messenger RNA. Its product is annotated as bifunctional peptidase and arginyl-hydroxylase JMJD5-like. The transcript has 7 exons. NCBI's taxonomy places the organism in Eukaryota, Metazoa, Arthropoda, Insecta, Hymenoptera, Apidae. The coding region runs from base 38 to 1288 and encodes 416 amino acids. Gene Ontology annotation, cellular component: nucleus. The record is from RefSeq and is a predicted model, not a curated record. Gene Ontology annotation, molecular function: histone H3K36 demethylase activity.
UUAUUUAGUUAUUAUUAUAUUUGCCUAAUUUUAAAAAAUGUGUAAUUGUACAAUUAUUGCAAAAUUAAUUCCUUGGACUUUAUUUGACGAGAAUAUGCAGAAUUGUUUACCUAUUGAAAUGAAAAAACAUUUAGCAACAAUAAACAUUAGCUUAAAAUUCUUCAUUGAAAAUAAGAUAAUUUCAUCAAUGAAAUGGACAAAAGAUUCGUUAAUAUUAAUUGAAGCUUGUUUGGAUAAAACAUGGGAAGCAUUAAAUUCUGGCCAUUGGCAAUCUGUUCCUAUUGAAUAUCGAUAUUGUUACACUUUAUGUACUAUUUUAAAAACAGUACUAUUAGAAUUUCAAUAUUAUAAUAAUAUCGAAGAAUUUACAAAAAAUAUAAUUUUAUUGAAGGAUAUUAUUCAGCAAAUUGAUAAAGGUAUUUUAUUAGGAGCACCACUUCCAAAUAUACCUGAUUUAUUACCAAAAAUUGCAAGAGAAUUGAAUAAUUAUAUCACAAAAUCAACAGAAAUAUUGGAUUUAAAAAAAUUAAAUAUUGAUUCUAAAAAUUCAUAUGAUUUUAUUUUACCUGGAUUUAUUGAAAUUACUCAAUUUAUUGAACCCUCAAUGGAACUAUUUUACAAAGAAAUAUUUAUGCCUAAAGUACCUGCAAUAUUAAAAGAUUGUAUUAAACAUUGGAAAGCUUUAAAACAAUGGAAGGAUUUAAAGUAUUUAAUUGAUGUGGCUGGAAAUCGAUUGGUACCUAUUGAAAUUGGUUCACGUUAUACUGAUGAAAAUUGGUCACAACAACUUCUUAAUUUUUCAGAAUUUUUACAAAAAUAUAUAUUAACAAAAAAUGAUCAAAUUGGUUAUUUAGCUCAGCAUCAAUUGUUUGAACAGAUUCCUGAAUUGAAAGAUGAUUUUACAAUUCCUGAAUAUUGUAAUUUUACAGAUAAUGAUGAUGUAAAACAACCAGAUAUAAAUGUUUGGUUUGGACCUAAUGGAACUGUUUCACCUUUGCAUUUUGAUCCCAAAAAUAAUUUUUUAUGUCAAGUAUUUGGAUAUAAAAGAAUUAUUUUAUAUCAUCCAAAUGAUUCAUCGAAUUUAUAUCCAUAUGAUACAAGAUUAUUGAACAAUACUGCACAAGUUGAUCCUUUAAAUCCAAAUUAUGAAAAAUGGCCUAAUUUUAUUAAAGCAAAAGGUUUAAUGACUUAUUUAAAACCUGGAGAAAUGCUUUAUAUUCCUCCAAAAUGGUGGCAUCAUGUAACUUCUUUGACUUCAAGUUUUUCAGUUAGUUUUUGGUGGAAUUAAAUAUAAAAAAUAUAUAAUAU